GCUCGCGUUGAGGCGUCCCGGGAGAUCGGUGGGUGCAGCCCCGCAGCAAGUUGGCACCGCCGGGAUGCGGAAGGGCAGCGCAGCGCUCCGCACCCCUCCCGUUAGGGCUGCCCCCCCCCGGUCCGCUGUGUGCCCGGUCACGGAGCCGUCCCGCGGUGCAGAACGGGGCUGCCGGGCCCAGCUGUGGCUCUGCGGUCGCGUUUUGUGUCAUCGCUCCUUGAAUGCACAGCGGCUGUUGGAUGCUGUUUGCUGCGGGCGAGCUGAAGGGCAAAGGGAGCAAUGUCACCGCGGGUUGGUGGUACCCGGGGGAUGCGGGAUGCAGCGUGGGAUGGGGUUUUUGGGGCCUCUGCAGUGAGCGUCAGGGCAUGGAGCUCUCCUCUUGCUGAGGGCUGAGCGGGGCAGCGGGGGCUGGAGUCAUCACCAGCGCACCCGGCUGCUGGGCUGGGUCAGCAGAGUGCACGGAUGGUGUCCUGGAACGGCGGGGUCUCUGCAGAAUAAACCCCGUGGCAGUUCUGGGUGCUCCCCAGCAGGAGGGAGAACGGCUCUGGGGUGAUUCAGCAACACAGGGAUCCGAUGGCAGCCAGGUGGAUGGAGGCAACUGGUUGGCUCCGAGGGCUGAGAGGAGCCUCAGAGGUCUCCUGACCAUCCAUCCAUCCUCUGUGCAGGGAUGGGGAUCCUGCAACAGGUUUGUGAUGCCUGCGUGCCAGCGCUCUGUGAGGUGCUCCUUUCCUACGGUCCCAGUGGGGAAGUCGCCCAGACUCCCUAAGUGCUGGGUUGUUUUUUUUUUGGAGCUGUGGCCGUGAGGUUAAAGGAAAGGAUGUAGCUCAUCUCACGUGACCUCAGCUGCUGGUUGCCCCAUUUGCAGCGCCAAACUGGCUCCGACUGGGGCGCAGAGUGCCGUGCAGAUCCCAAAUGCGGAAAGGUCACCUGACGUUGUGGAUAUUUGGGCUCACAUAGGACGUACUGGGCACGGUGGUGAUGGGCUGGGGUUGGACUAGGUGAUCUUAGAGAUCUUCUCCAACCUUAAUGACUCUACAGUUCUGCGAUUCGGUGCGACAUUCUUCUGGUUAGGAUCACUGCAGCCAAGCAAUCGCCUCUGGAAUCUCUCCCCUCUGCAGCCCGAGUUUCCCUCCUGAGCUUGGUAUUCAUCAUGGCACUGAGUGAAUUGAGGGAUUUGGGAUGUAAAGGUUGGAAUUUGCUUCCCGAGAAAUGAUUGAUGCAUGAAUGAAGCAAACGACACCUAAUUCAGAGCAGGAGGUGGCAGGAAUUGUGGUUCCCUCUCUCUUGGCUUGAUGGUUGAGGAUUGAACAGAGCCACUCUUUAGCAUCUUGGGUGACAAGGAAGGUCCCUUGUCCUUCUCUCAGCUCUUUCCUUGUCUCCUCUACCCUUGGAGCCAUGUCACCUUGCUUCAUGUCAUCAACACUCCCUUGAGAAGCCAGUUAGUAACCCAUGGGUCUCACCACAUCCAUAGCUCCUGCCUGAUGCCGGGCGGCAAUCAGAGAAUCAUGGAAUCAUUCAGGUAGGAGAAGACCACUCAGGCCCCCAAGUCCAACCCCAGCCCAUCUCCAUGGACCACGGCCCAUUCUGAGCUGGCCCGCUGCCACCCAUUGCAGUCACCGUGGCUGUGCAGAGCGGGCAGGUGGAGGACACAGUGCUAUUUGAAGGGGGAUGGCAAAGGGUGCUAUUGGGGUGUCCCAUGGCAAGCCUGGGAGCCAGGAGUGGGGAGUUCCUCCCACAGGGGCUGCUUCCACCUGGCCUGGGCUCUGCUCGUGACUCUGUUUGCCUUUCUGAAGGGUGAGUUGGGGUCGGGGGUGUCUGUCGCAGGGGCUGGAGGAGCUCAGGAGUGCUGCUGUGAUGGGUAGUGCAGCUGGAGCUGUUAGUUGUUGCCUGGGGAGACCUUCUCCAUGCCUCUGUGUGGAGGUUUGACGCUGCUUGUGCCAUAAAGCAGUGCUGGAUGUGACAGCUGCUCUCCCUUGUAUGCUGAGGGAUGCUGGGAAGGGGGAUUUGGGACAUGGCCCGCAUUUCCAGCCCUUGGCAGAGGCAGAAGGGCUUGGUUUUGCUUAGAUUUUGGUGUGCUUUGUGCUGGGCUGUAGGAGCUGCUCUCUGAUCCCAGUGCAGCUGGAGACCUGCACCUUUUGCUGAGCAUCUCAAAGGCAUCUUUAGGAAUUAGUUUCCAUUUCUGGUUUCUUCCCAUUGUGGGGGUUGAAACUAUUCAGGUCCUGACCCAUUACUCGGUGUGACCCAAAUGUCAGCACCGCUGCCUCUAAGCCCAUCAGCCGUGCGUGGGGCUGCUGCCAUCCCCUGUGUGCAAGGAACAUGAAAGCUGCAUUGGGGAUGUCUGCAGGAAGAGUGGCUGCCUGGGUGAGGUGUGCAUGGGAGAGGGAGAAGAGUGUGCACCCAGGGAGGCACGAGGCAGGCCGGGCUGAAAUCCUUUCUCUUUUUCAGGUAUGGGAGCAAAGGCAUUUCUGUGUGUGGGUUGGGGUAACUGGGUCCGAACAAAACGCCCCGGGAGAAAUGGGGAGAAAAGCUUCCAUUAGGAGACCUCCAGCCUUCUGUGUGCACCAGAGCUUAUUGAUUGCAACCCGCUGAGCUGCUGAAAGGCGCUGACUAGGUCAAUGUGCUGAAUGCCCUUCUUGCCUGAAGCCAGCGCCGUGUCCGUGCUGUAGAGCUGGCAAUUGUGUGCAGUGUUCCCCUGCCCUCCCCACCCCCCUUGCCAAGGCUCCACAUCCUCUCUGGCAGCUUGUCACUUCUCUGCAGAUGUCUAGACAGGAGGAUUCAGUGCGUGUCAGUUAUGCCUAAUUCAUUAAAAAAAAAAAAAAAAAAGGCAACCACAACACAACCCUAUGGAGAGCUGGGGAUUCUCGGUCCUGCAGACUCAGCGCUGUCUGUGGCUCUCAGAUUAAUUCCACUGCUUGCAGGAACAGCGCAAACCUUGCUUGCCAUCCCCAGUACGAGGCUUUGGGGAACAGGAGGAGGGAUGUGGGGGGGCACAACCAGCUCUGUAUGGGGGAUCUGCCGCCCCAUGGGGUCAUUGCAGUGGCAGUGCUGGAUCUGCAGCUCAGAGCAGCGCACUUGCCGGUCCUGAGUGCCCUCUGCUUCCUCACAAUUGCUACCUUCAUCUCUUCCAGGCUGAACACUCCAUUAACCUCCUGUUAAACACGAGCUGCUGCGUGCUACCCGUUCAGAUUCCCUGGGUGCAGGUUGAGCGAGGAAGGGCCGAAUUUCCCAGCGCUGUAGUGAGGGCACAGAGUGUCCUGUCUGUGCCAGUGAUGCUGGGACAGGCUCUGCUGAGGACUGUUGCCCAGAUUUAGUGCCCUGGGUGUAUACAGCUGGAUGAUUUCCAACGUGCUUCAAUCACGUUUGCUGUCGGGAAGGGAGCAGGAGAGGCAGCAAAGCAAUAUAUUUUAGCAUGAGCCGUGUCAGGCCCUCUGAAAUCAGCAAAAAUUUGGGCUAUCUCAGCUUGAGGUCUAAGGGCAGGUAGCGUGCAUCAGCUUCAGCUUGUGCAAACAGCGCUGCUGCCUUAGAGGUGCCGACUGCAAGAGGAUUACUGAUGCUAGCUUAAAGCUUCUCUUCAGGCUCAGCCCUCAGAGCCCAGAGAUGCACCAGAAGGGAUGGCUCAGCAAGUGCACACGGCUUAAUGGGACCUCCGUGACGCCAGAUGGAAGGGGAGAUGCGUGGGCAGCCUGCAGCGUGCCCAGCCAGGUCCCUGGGUGUCGGUACUGCUGUGUUCGUGGCCUCACGCUGCAGCAGCACAACAGCAGCUAUUGUUCCUGCCAGCUCAGCUGGUUGUGUCUCAUGAUUGCUGAAGGGAAGGAGCAGUGCCCGGAAUGCAGGAGCACGUCUUCUCCCCAGCACGGCUCCAAGAGGGAGAAGGUGCUUCCCCACCCAUGGCUGAGCAGCGGUUGCCUGUGACCCCAUCUUCUGCCCAAUCUGGCCCCUCUCUGAGUUUUAACAUUCAUUGGGUAUCUCAGUUCGUUAUGGGAACGCUGGAUGCAGAAGGAUGCUUGCUGGGAAAGGGUUCAGGACCCCUCCCGGUGGGGUUGGAGAUAGGGAUGCUGAGUGCUGGCCUAGGGCUGUUUUCACCUUCUCCCCACAUCUGGCCAGCUGUGCAGGAUGUCUGCAGGCGGGCACAAAGAGCCGUUCUGCUGGGCCUUCCUGGGGAAGGGGCCGGCGGCGAGCUUCUCCCCGGAGGAUGCUCUGUUCCCUGCUUAUUGCUCGGCACGCUUCUCUUCACUCUCGGCAAAAUAUGUUUUUUUGUGCGGAGAGAACAGACCUCCCUUUGGGCAGGGAUCAUUUGCAUUAAUUAACAGAGCUGUUAUGCAUGGCCACGCUCUGUCGCAGAGGAGCCAAACAAACGCCUGCUUUUUUUUUUUUGUCAUAACCCAGGAGUCGUUACAAGUCAGCACUGCAUCCGCUCCGGCUGAUGCGUAACACGUGCACUUGGGCUGCUGCAUGCCCCACAAAAGUGGGCUUGUAUGGACUCCCCCCCCCCACCGCCGGAGCCCUGCACACUGCCUUACUGUCUCCUGUGGUCCAGGCGCUGUUCCCUAUUAAUUAUAUCUUAGCAGGGCUCAUAGACCUUCAUUUCCUGGGAAUGAAGUUUGCUCCUCCAUGUGCUGAUGCACGGGGCCAGGAGGGAGAGGGGCUUUGUAGGAGCUGUUUCUCUGUUCAGACCCUAAGGGAGGACCUGUCCGUGGAGCGGGGAUGCUGCUGGGGACCUGGGCUCAGUGGGGGGGUUGGGGUGGUGUCUCCCUUGUGUGCUGCUUGGUUGCUUUGGAGUGCAGUGGCACGGCUGCAGCAUGGAGCAUCAGGACAUUGGAAGUGCUGCUGGGGCUCCGGCUGAGCUCAGAGGUUCACUGCAGGGAAUAAUGUCACCCUUGUCACUUCUGCAUUUGUGCUUGCCCGGAGUUGUGCAAUGACUCAGUGGAAGGGCUGGGAAGAGAGCCCAACGCUUCCGACCCUCUUUGGAAAUGCGUUUGAUUGCUGGAGCUGAGGAUGCGCUGGCAGCAGCGUACCCUUCAGCUGUGCCCUCUGUCUGUCCCCACCGCUGCAGCCACAUCCCGUGCCACCCCCGGGAGCCACGCUGUCCUCCCCGCCCUACAAGCACCCUGUCCUGCCUUGUCCCCUCCAUGCCCUCCCAGCAGCAGUGAUGGAGAGAAGGAUGCUCGGUGGUGCGUUAAAGAGAGGAACCAGCUGGAGCAGGUUGGGAGGACCCUCAGGCUUGCAGCUAAAGAGAGGAACAAAGGAGUGAGGGCAACGUCUGCUCCACUGCUAAAUCAGGUCUGGUCCCAGGUGCUGAUAUCGCAGUGCCUUCAUGCAGCAAGGUCCGCGCGUGUUCUCUAUAGGUGUGUCCUGAGGGUGCUGCAGCUUUCUGCAGAGCUCAGCUCAGGGCUUAACUCAUGACAUCAAGGGCACGGAGCACCCUGCUCUCGCUGCUGGAAAGCAUUGCCUUCAUGGUGUGCCCGCUCUGGCAGCGAAGAGGGAAUCUCACAUCACGCUGACGAUGCACGGAGAAGAGGGCAUUGCAGGCCUCUCUCCCACUCAGAAAAGAUGUUUAUUCAUCGUUUCCCUCCCCCAGACUCUAGUACAUGACACAACUGCUAUUUAAACAUGAAUAGAGCUUCCGCGGCUCAGGCGGCACAGCGUGGGGGGCUCUAUUUUUAGGCUGGCGAUGUGGAGGUGUCACGAGGCGCUGGGGGGGGGGGGUGGAGGGGAUUCUCUCGCCGCAGGGAUGCGGGGGCAGGUGCAUGGAUGCAGCACGAUGACUUCCUUCCUUCCUCCACGCUGCUUUCUCCUUCCGCUGCCUCCCCUCCUCCCUCUCAGGAUGCUGCAGUGGGGCUGCUGGGUGAGCUGGGCUGUGCCUGGUUAGGGGAUGCAGGAGGGCAGCGUGCCCUGCUUGUUGCUUGUUCAGGCUUCGUAGAGUCAUAGAAGAUUCCGAGUUGGAAGGGACCUAUAAGGAUCAUCAGGUCCUUAUAAACAUGGCAUAUUUAGGCCGUGUGUAAUCAGUGCAAGACAGGCGUGCCCCAGUGAGGUGUCUGAGGUCGGUGAUGUGAUGGACGUGCAAACUGUUGGGCUGAGCUGGAGGUGGUGUGAUUUCAAGGAAAACCACGGCUGUUGUAGAUCAGUGCCCUUCCGACAGCAGGUGAGGAGGGUGCUGACCCAGAGAUGGGCUGGGCACGGAGCAGUGAAGACCCUCAGCCUGUAUUCUUGAGGGCCAUGGGAGCUGUGUGGCUCUUGAGCGAUUCCUUCAGGAUAACGCCUUGUUUCCCCCCACCCCAGUGACGCCGGGAAGGGAGAGCCCCCAGCGCAGCCAUGGAGGGCGGCGUGCAGCUCCUCAACCGCGACGGUCACAGCAUCUCGCACAACUCCAAGCGCCACUACCACGAUGCCUUCGUGUGCAUGAACCGCAUGCGGCAGCGCGGGCUGCUCUGCGACAUCGUGCUGCACGUGGGCACCAAGGAGAUCAAGGCCCACAAGGUGGUGCUGGCGUCCUGCAGCCCCUACUUCCACGCCAUGUUCACAAAUGAGAUGAGUGAGAGCCGCCAGACCCAUGUGACACUGCACGACAUCGACCCGCAGGCCCUGGAGCAGCUGGUGCAAUAUGCUUACACAGCAGAGAUCGUGGUGGGCGAGGGCAAUGUGCAGACACUUCUUCCUGCUGCCAGCCUGCUUCAGCUCAAUGGGGUGCGGGACGCUUGCUGCAAGUUCCUGCUCAGCCAGCUCGACCCAUCCAACUGCCUGGGGAUCCGGGGCUUUGCCGACACGCACUCCUGCAGCGACCUCCUCAAGUCUGCACACAAGUACGUCCUCCAGCACUUCGUGGAGGUGUCCAAGACAGAGGAGUUCAUGUUGCUGCCUCUUAAACAGGUGCUGGACCUCAUUUCUAGUGACAGCCUCAAUGUGCCAUCAGAGGAGGAGGUGUACCGGGCUGUGCUCAGCUGGGUCAAGCAUGAUGUGGACAGCAGGAGACAGCAUGUCCCCAGGCUCAUGAAGUGCGUGCGGCUGCCUCUGCUGAGCCGGGACUUCCUGAUGAGCAACGUGGACACGGAGCUGCUGGUGCGGCACCACUCGGAGUGCAAGGACCUGCUGAUCGAGGCCCUCAAGUACCACCUCAUGCCGGAGCAGAGGGGAGUCCUCAGCAACAGCAGGACCAGGCCGCGGCGCUGCGAGGGAGCCAGCACUGUGCUCUUUGCUGUGGGUGGGGGCAGCCUGUUUGCCAUCCACGGGGACUGCGAGGCCUACGACACGCGGACGGACCGCUGGCACAUGGUGGCCUCCAUGUCGACCCGCAGGGCCAGGGUGGGCGUCGCGGCCAUCGGGAACAAGCUGUACGCUGUGGGAGGUUAUGAUGGGACCUCUGAUUUGGCCACGGUGGAGUCCUACGAUCCUGUCACCAACUCCUGGCAACCGGAGGUGUCCAUGGGCACCAGGAGGAGCUGCCUGGGCGUAGCGGCACUUCAUGGGCUUCUCUAUGCUGCUGGGGGGUACGACGGGGCCUCGUGCCUGAACAGCGCAGAGCGGUACGACCCUCUGACAGGCACCUGGACAUCCAUCGCUGCCAUGAGCACCAGGAGACGCUACGUCCGGGUGGCAACGCUAGAAGGCAACCUCUAUGCUGUUGGGGGAUAUGACAGCUCAUCCCACUUAGCCACAGUAGAAAAGUAUGAGCCCCAGAUCAACACGUGGACGCCCAUUGCCAACAUGCUGAGCCGCCGGAGCAGCGCAGGGGUGGCCGUGCUGGAGGGGAUGCUCUACGUGGCCGGUGGCAACGACGGGACCAGCUGCCUUAACUCUGUUGAGCGCUACAACCCCAAAACCAACACGUGGGAGAGCGUGGCACCCAUGAACAUCCGCAGGAGCACCCACGACCUGGUGGCCAUGGACGGCUGGCUGUACGCGGUGGGCGGCAACGACGGCAGCUCCAGCCUGAACUCCAUCGAGAAGUACAACCCUCGCACCAACAAGUGGGUGGCAGCCUCCUGCAUGUUCACCCGCCGCAGCAGCGUGGGGGUGGCCGUGCUGGAACUGCUCAACUUCCCACCCCCCUCCUCGCCCACGCUCUCGGUGUCCUCGACGAGCCUUUGACAAAGGAUCCGGAUCUGCCUUACCUCCGGGGGGCCGGGGGGCCGUCCUGCGGGGCAGCCGCUCGCUGUAGGAGCAGAACGAAGGCACCGGCUGCCACCUCCAGCCCCGCUGCUCCCGUGGAGCCCGGAGCCAUCCCCGGCGCACGCCUCGGAUCAACGCGCCCCAAACCGUGCUUCCUGGGGGACCGCCCUCCUUCCGCAGCACCGGGAGAGGGGGUGCUCCCUCUCCGUCCCCGGGGGACUCGUCUCCCCGCUCUCCCGAAGGGUUACACGUUUCCUUUGGGGAAGGGAACCUCAAAACCAUCGCUGCUUCUCGGAUUCACGCGAUCCGGCCGGUGCCACGCGGGCAGCGCAGCCAGCCCGGAGGCUUCGCCGCGGUGGGCAGCGCUCCUCCCGGGGACGCGGCUGGAUGUGCAACGCCCCUCUGAAUGUCACUGUAGCCAAACUCUUGACCAAGCCUAAUGUGCACUGUUAAAGACUCUGAGGCCACCGCAUGGUUCUCGAUGGUGUCUAAUCGAUGCCUUAAAAAUACACUAACGAAGCCCAGCGAAGGGACAGGGCCUGGAGGAGGUGAAGUAUGGAGACAAAGCCUCAUUCACAGGGACCCAAGCGGCCGUGGGGAGCCGUGCAAGUGGAUGGGGUGGACCUGCUUGCACCCAUCCCUGCUCCCUCCACGCAUCCCACCGCGCCGUCUGGCUGGGAACAGAGCAGCUCGUUGCUGUUCCCCUCUUUGCAGAGCAGAUUCCGGGUUUAUGGCAAGGUCCAGCCUUCCAGACGAGGAGGAUUCCUGGCGCUACUUUUGUUGGCGUUCACUUUUCACCUUUUUUUUUUUUUUUUUUUUUAAUUUGAAGGCGAGAUUUUAAUUUUAAUGAUUUCAUAUCGUUUUAUUUUUACACUCUGCUGGUAUUCCCCAUCCCAUCUGCUUUGGAGGCAGCAGAAGGGAUGCAAUUACUUUUCUUAAUUGUUGAUGAGAUGAUGACUGUGUCCUGGAAGACGUUCUCUAUGGAUGUGUGGGUGUGUGUGCAUGUGUGAGAUACCAUAUGUACAGUGAAAACAGCACGGAAGGGACCGUGUGCAAUUAGCAACUCCUUGGCAAUUAGGCAACCACUUUAAAUGAAGGCUGAAUCAAUUAGCACCGUAAAUCACAAGCCUGUCCUUCCAGAACUGUGCCGUGGAACCUCUGGCGUUGCUUAGAUUUCAAUGUGUGUGUGCUGUAGGGUGCAAGUCUUGGAUUGGGAGAGUGUUCCCCACAUUGCAGGGGAGUGACUCAGCCACCAGUACCUCAACAGCAUCCAGUUGUGGCCUUGGGAACAUGGUGAAACUGUUGGUUUGUUUGCUUGUUUCAGGCUGAUGCCUUUCUCCUUGUUCCCACACUCCUCCUCAUUUCCCAUUUGCAGUGUUUGGAUGUCACUUGUAGGAUCUUCAUCGUAGAAUCACUAAGGUCGGAAGAACCACUAAGUCCAACCCCAACCCACCCCCACGGUGAUGGUUUCGGGCCUGAAUUUUCAAUAGGGAUUCCCUGCUUUUUCCACUCCUUGGGGUGAAAGUGGAGUUUGGGAUGAGCCAAGGACUUCCCAGCUUUGUUCCAAUUAACACUGAAAUCAGUGAAAUAUGCGCAAUGUUGUGUGUGUGUGCAUGCACGAGAGAGUUCUCAAUUCUUUUCUUGCCAUCCCUGUAAGCUUUGUCUGGCUGGACUCCUGCAGCCAGCAGGUCUGGGUUCCUCUGCAAAGGAGCUGCUGCUGCUGAGGCCAACGGGAGGAAUGGGAGAAGGGUGGUGGGAACCUUUAGCAAUGGACGAUGCUGUCCUUGCCUCUGGGGACCAGCAGUAUGGGCAGCGUCACCUCUGUCACCCAUUGGUUGGGUCCUGAGCAAUACCAGCCCUGAGGCUGUUCUGCAAAACAGAAACCUGGGGAGUCUCCCGCGUCCCAUGCCCUAACUAUGCAGGUGCUCACUGCUUUCCUCUGUGGGAAACGAAGGAAGGAAAGGGAGAAAUCGUCCCCCUGCAGCUUGCUGGGGGGGGGCUCGGAGCACCCCGACCCGCACUGUGUGGACACGAGGUGUCGGCACCUGCCCCGGUUGAGGCCGGGGCCGGGAUUGCUUCUGGUGCUGCACGACCUCGAUGGGGGCCGUGCGUCUGUCUGUGUCCGUCCGCGCGUGGUACCCUGCCUGCGGGGUGGGGGGCAGAACCGCCAGCUCUCCGCGGCUUCUCUGCCGUCCUCACUUAGUGCUGUCUCAACCCCAAAUGUCCCUUGUGCUGUUUCCCCUGUGGGCUCUGUUCCUGGGCAGGGGGGGGGGGGAGGCUCCAGCUGUGUCCCCCAGGGGUCCCGCUGUGGGUCUGCAGCCCCCCCCCCCUCCCCGGCUGGCAGAGUGCUAACCCCGUUAUGGGCACGGCUCGCUCCUCGCCGCUAGCAGACCCGCCGUGUCCACGUCCAACCGUCGUCACUUUGGUUUCUCUGUAAGUUACCCAACUUAUUUAUGUGGAACUCCGUUUCAAGGAAUUUUUUGCACUACGUGGGACCGGGGAGGGGAUACAAGCAAUACAAAGCCAACGUGUACAAUAAAGACGUUUUCUUGAAUACAGGAUCCUGCCU
This is a messenger RNA of Numida meleagris (helmeted guineafowl), 10675 nucleotides long. It is a transcript of the gene KLHL17, whose product is annotated as kelch like family member 17. The record is from RefSeq and is a predicted model, not a curated record. Gene Ontology annotation, molecular function: protein binding. Lineage: Eukaryota; Metazoa; Chordata; Aves; Galliformes; Numididae. The transcript is spliced from 11 exons. Bases 6313 to 8085 code for a protein of 590 amino acids.